Molecule: messenger RNA, 279 nt
Organism: Volvox carteri f. nagariensis
Lineage: Eukaryota; Viridiplantae; Chlorophyta; Chlorophyceae; Chlamydomonadales; Volvocaceae
Exons: 3
Biological process (GO): protein phosphorylation
Molecular function (GO): protein kinase activity; ATP binding
Source: RefSeq, a predicted model, not a curated record
UUUGUCCAGGAGGUGGUGGUGAUGACCUCCCUUCGCCACCCCAACAUCGUGCCCCUGCUGGGGGCCAGUCUGCAGCCGCCCCACGUGUUCCUGCUGGCGGAGCUCUGUGGAGGUGGAGGAGGUGGAGGUGGGGACCGCGUGAGUGCUCGUCGGAUCCUUGAAGUGGCUCUGGAUCUGGCGCGGGGACUGGAGUACCUCCACGGACGGAAUCCGGCCGUUGUGCAUAGAGACCUGAAGCCGGCGAACGUGCUGAUUGAUGCCGACGGCACAGCCAAGGUG